AUGAACCCCAAGGAAGCAGAAGCGGUCAAAGCUCUUCAAAACGAAACGCCUUCUACAGUCAGAGAGAACCGCUUACCGAGGUUCCUCAGCCUAGCCCACCACAUUGCCAAGCUCGAGUUGGGAGAAGCCGGAGAUCCGAUCCAGCACCGGAAGCGGCCGACACUGAAGACUCAAGUGAGGAAGAACUCAGCAUUUGGACAGCUCAACAUCCUGUCUGCCCACUCCCAAGAAGAGCACCCAGGGAACUGA
Messenger RNA from Knipowitschia caucasica, 249 nucleotides. NCBI's taxonomy places the organism in Eukaryota, Metazoa, Chordata, Actinopteri, Gobiiformes, Gobiidae. The record is from the annotation of a GenBank genome assembly.